Aspergillus calidoustus is the source of this 780-nucleotide messenger RNA. Lineage: Eukaryota; Fungi; Ascomycota; Eurotiomycetes; Eurotiales; Aspergillaceae. The record is from the annotation of a GenBank genome assembly.
CUGCCUCUCUCGACUCCGAUCAUGGCGCCAUGCAACAAUCGAGCAUUCCUUUCCAAGCUCCUGAAAUUUACCGUGGGCAGUGCCUGUGAGGAAUUUGUUAUCCACAGCGACAUACUUAAACUGCACUCAACACCCUGGUUCGACGCCGAUUCUGGUAGUUUUCCAGGUGAUGAAUCUAUCAUUAUCAAGGAUGCGGAUGCGCAUACAUUUAGUUUUGUCUGUCAGUACUUAUACACUGGAGACUACUCUAUCACGCUUCCCAGCGAUACGCCACCUCCUGACCUGACGUCUGGUGGACAAGAAAAGCCGGAGCAGAACCAUGCAAUCAUCCUAGAGGGAAAUCUCUUCAAAGACACAGAGACGGUGGAAAAAUUCGCGGACUACCUUGUGAGGCGGAUCCAGCCACGGCCUUCUGAGGGCUCGCAAGGUAGCUACGAUCCAAACGCGAAUUAUACUGAAAUACUUCUCACCCAUGCUCGUCUUUAUACUUUUUCGGUGAAAUAUGAAUUGCAAGAGCUGCGCGACAUCUGCCUCUUCAAGCUGAUACAUCUUCUGCAUGUCUUCCCGAUAUGUCAAGACCGGGUUGGAGAUAUUGUUCGGUUGAUUGACCUCGCCUUCGACACGGACACUGGACAAUGCGAGAAUCUAACAACAAUGUUGCAAUAUUACGUUGCUCGGCAUAUUAAAUUAUUUCUGCCCAGCACCAAGUUCCAGGUACUUCUGCAGGAACAGCCUACUCUGGCUAACCUUUUGCUUCAAACACUCGUUGGUGGGCUUUGA